Messenger RNA from Alligator mississippiensis (American alligator), 3916 nucleotides. It is a transcript of the gene BEST1, whose product is annotated as bestrophin 1. Bases 320 to 2620 code for a protein of 766 amino acids. Gene Ontology annotation, molecular function: chloride channel activity. The transcript has 10 exons. The record is from RefSeq and is a predicted model, not a curated record. Lineage: Eukaryota; Metazoa; Chordata; Crocodylia; Alligatoridae.
GCAGCCAGCCCUGCCUCCCCCUCCUCCAACCACCUCUAUAAACACACAAGGCUUACUCAGAAGAUUAGAAGGGAACAGGGUAAAAGACAAGAGUCUCUUUUGUAAUGGGAGUGAGAUUAAGGCAUCAAGUGACCAGCUACAGCUCCCAAGGGGGUUUCAGGCUCCUUAGAGCCCUGGAUCUUCAUCAAGUUCAAUUCCCCAUGAGCCCAGGGAGCGGUGGGCGAAGGAGGUGGCGUGUGCCACAAAGAACCCAGCCAGAACACAUGCAAGACCAAACUUCAUAAGUCUGCAGUGCAGUCCAGGAGCUGGUGUCUGAUCUAUGAUGACGGUGACAUACACAAAUCGUGUGGCUAAUGCCCGCCUGGGCACUUUCUCGCAGCUCCUGCUCCAAUGGAAAGGGAGCAUCUACAAACUCCUCUACUGUGAGUUCCUUAUCUUCAUCACUCUCUACUUCACCAUCAGUCUCAUUUACAGGCUGGUCCUGAAUGAAAGCCAAAGGCUGAUGUUUGAGAAGCUGGCUCUGUAUUGCAACAACUACGCUGAGCUGAUCCCCGUGUCCUUCGUACUGGGUUUCUACGUGGCCCUAGUGGUGUCUCGCUGGUGGGCACAGUAUGAGAGCAUCCCUUGGCCUGACCGCAUCAUGAACUUGGUCUCCUGUAAUGUGGAUGGACAGGAUGAAUAUGGGCGCCUCCUGCGGCGUACAAUGAUGCGCUACAGCAACCUGUGCAGUGUGCUGAUCCUCCGCUCUGUCAGCACUGCUGUCUACAAGCGCUUCCCAAGUAUGGAACAUAUUGUGAGAGCAGGCCUCAUGACACCAGAAGAACACAAGAAGCUUGAGAGCCUGCAUUCCCCCCACAACAAGUUUUGGAUCCCAUGCGUGUGGUUCUCAAACCUAGCUGUGAAGGCACGGAAUGAGGGCAGGAUCCGGGACAGCGUGCUCCUUCAGGGCAUCCUCAAUGAACUAAAUACUUUGCGAAGCCAGUGUGGGAGGCUCUACGGAUAUGACUGGAUCAGCAUCCCUCUGGUCUACACUCAGGUGGUCACAGUGGCUGUUUAUAGCUUCUUCCUGGCCUGUCUGAUCGGCCGGCAGUUCCUGGACCCAGCCAAGGCCUAUCCCGGCCAUGAGCUGGAUCUUUUUGUGCCUGUCUUCACCCUCUUGCAGUUCUUCUUCUACGCUGGCUGGUUAAAGGUGGCUGAGCAGCUCAUCAACCCAUUUGGAGAGGAUGACGAUGACUUUGAAACCAACUGGCUCAUUGACAGGAACCUGCAGGUCUCCCUUCUGGCUGUGGAUGAAAUGCACCAGGAUCUUCCCAUUUUGGAGAAGGACCUAUACUGGAAUGAUUCCGACCCUCAGCCACCUUACACCGCAGCCACUGCUGAGUACAAGCGGCCAUCAUUCCUUGGCUCAACCUUUAACAUCAGCAUGCAGAAAGAAGAGAUGGAAUUCCAGCCACUGGAGCAAAUUAAAGAGAACGAAGAGGCAAACCACUCUACCCCAUUGCUGGGCCAUCUGGGCCGUCUCCUAGGUGUCCGCUCACCCAGUUUCUCUAGGUCCUCUUCCCCAAUGAACCUACUACGCAGGAGGAAUGACCCCACAUCUCCCUUCCCUCAUUAUUUUUACCAAGAUGUGGGCAAACAUGGAAGCCCCCACAGUGUCAAUCAGCACAGGGGAGACUUCUCCCAUCCAAGUUCCAGCUCUCCUGACCAGUGGGACGAAGACAGGAAACUGAGAGAGUUUGAGGCCUUCAUGUCAACCCCCUUCUUCGAGAGACCUGGAUUCUACAGUGCUCCACAAACACCCAUCAGCUCUAUCCCAAUGAUCUUUCCCUCCAGACGACCAGGCCGCAAGAAGCCCCCUGCUCUCUCCAGCAUCGCUGCAUGCUCAGCUUCUCUGAGAGAGAAUUUUGCCAACUCUUCACCUUCAAGAGCUAGUGACAUGGACAGAAGCCAAAGUUCCCUUGGUUCUGGAGUUAAGGAAACUUUUGUUUGGCCAACAGAACGAGGCAGAGCCUGGGACUCCCUGGUGGUGACAGUAGAGGAAGAAAGGAACAAUUUGAACAGCAAAAAUAAAGAGGCUGGCCCUAUCAGGAGUCCAGUUCAGUCCACCACAUCAGAAAGCCCCAAAUUCCCUUUCAUAGCAGAAUCUCCAGACUGUGAAAAGCAGGAUGGCUUCAAGAGCCUGAAGAGCGUGAAAGGCUGCCGACAUCCCCGGCUGACUCUGGAGAACACGGCACCAGUUGGCACCCCAAACUCAGAUCACCCCAGUUCCUUUCACACACCCAAUGGUAACAGCCCCCUUUGCUUUUCUUUCACACCAAUGACCUCCCCUGUGCUUGAGAGAUCAUCCUUCAGAAAUACUGGCACUAUUCCUGUCCCAAGCUCAGAUGAUGCACCUAGUGCCCCAGACCAGGCUUCUGGGGAGUUGCCUGGGACUACUAGAGAUAUAAGAAGUGAAAGUGCAAGUGCUCAAUACCCCAAGGAGCAGAAGAGUGCAGAGAGCCCCUCCCCUAAUGACUCCGGCAUUUCUUUAGCAGAGGGUGACUUUGUGGGGCUGAUGGAAGUGAUAAUGGAAACUUGUGAGAACGUUUCUGAUGAAGAGAAAGCAGAGAGGUACAGCUAACAGCAGAGAGCAAACCGGCUCAUUCUAACUGCUGAAAUACCUCCUAUGCUGACAAUUUCAGUUGCCUUUACAUCCAGCUAUAUUGGUGCUCAACAUUAUUACAGGUUUAUACAGAAAAAGUACAGAACCAUACCAUACGCUGGCAGAGAGCUUCAGUACCCAAAUGAAAGACUGGACUCCUAGCACUAAAGACUCACCAGCACUCACCCUACUGCAGUAGAGCUAAUGAGAACUAUUCCGAGAACAUCACUACUAACAGCAUAAGAAAACCCUGCUAUGAUUUAAAAAAUGUGAAUUUUAAAAAAAUUAUUACUUUUUCAUAAAUAGCAAGCCCCUAGGAAUGAAGAAUAAUUGACCUAGCAUCCACCUGCAAAGAACUUGAGCACAUGAGGAUUAAAACUAAUAUAUUUGCCAAGCACACCUGCAAACAGUCACUGCAUUAUAAACCCACAACACAACUCAGUCUUACUAUUGCCUGUCAAAAGACCAGAUGCAGAGAUAGCGUCUAUAAGGGGGUACAUACAAUUGUAAUGAAACAUGAUAAAUUUUAAGAGAAAAAAAUAUUUCAAUAAUCAGGGGCAUAUUAUUUGCAAUAUGAAUUUAAGAUGUAUUAGCAAAACUGAAGGUAGUUUAUGACUUUAGGAUUCAAAUAAAAAAGGGGAUUAAGCAGAAUAGCAGCUGAGGCAGAGAACAUAAAGGGCUGUGACAUUGACUGCAGAGUCCAACCACUUCUUUCCAAAGUUUUUACUCAUUCACUGUUCAUCCCCAUACAACUACUGAGUCAUUGUGUUAUCAUUAGAGGUGGCAACUAGAGGUACUUGGAGGAUAAAUAUUAAAAAAAAUGGGGGAGUGUGUGGAACUUGGCAUAUGAAUUAGUUACACAUAUAUCCCAACAUGCAACCUGACAAAAAGAAGUAAAAGCUGCAGGUGUUUCACUUCCUCAUUCUUGUUCAGAGACAUGAGCAGCAAACCAAACAUGCUACAGCAAAAGGACACAGAUGCAGCAGGGCAGGAAGUCUUGGAAGGUUAGCAACUGACUAAAGUUUAUAGCCUCUUAUUAACUCUUCCAAGUCACAAGUCUGUCCUAGUAAAUUUUUCAUUUUACAUUUGUUUUAUCCCCACUAUCACCCCUGCACCACACACCCCCAGUAAAAGGAAGAAACCUAGCAUCUAAAAUUAGCACACUCAUCUGCUUUCCCAGAUCUUCAGCACUUAGACAACCUGUGAACUGAUGAUCUUUCUAGGAAGUACCUAUAAAACAAUUUUCCAGAACACUCAUUAAAGUUUUAUUUUGAA